Molecule: messenger RNA, 969 nt
Organism: Fonticula alba
Lineage: Eukaryota; Rotosphaerida; Fonticulaceae
Exons: 5
Coding region: 167-859 (230 amino acids)
Source: RefSeq, a predicted model, not a curated record
AUUGUUUUUUCCCCGGCCCCCUCGGCCGGUCCACGGGCGGCGGCCGUGUCCAAACAGCGCUCCCUUCUCUCCCUGCCCUCUCGCUCCCCCCCCCCUCCUCCUCCCUUCGCUCGCCGCUUUCUCUCCCUCUUCCUCCUCGCCGGGAUUCUUCCUGCCUGCUGUUGUGAUGGCGACAACUCCCCAGUUCCUUGUGAGCGCCCCGCCCGGCUUCCGCCAGGCGUGUCUCUCGCUCAACAAGUUCCCCACCGAGACGCUCAUCGCCCUGGCGCUUGACACCGCCGGCGAGAGUCGCUCCCCGCUGGACUUUGCCGAGAUCUCCAAGACCAUCGUUCCGACCAACCCCGCGGUCACGGCGGCCGUCAUCCAGAGCUGCCAUUCGGCCCUGCUGUACAUCUUGACCUCGACGAUCCAGUACAACCUGACCGCCGAGCGGCGCCUCUCGCCCAAGAGCCUGGCCCAGCUGCUCGGGCGCGAGAGUCUUCUCUCCAGCAAGGCGGCCAGUGUGCUGACGCACUGCUGGGAGGGCGCCCUGCUCCGGCAGGCCCCGGUGGUCCGGGACCAUGCCGGUGUCCAGGCGGCCGACCACUCGGAGAUGCUGGCCGCUUUGGCCGGCACCGGGCGGCUGGUGGGGGUCAAGUGGGACCUGGCCCUGGGCCUGGCCCGAUCGAUGGCCGCCGAGGGCCAGGACGCGACGAUGUCCGACCGGCCAGAGAUGCUCGUGCGCCUGGUGCUGGAUAUUGAUGCCGGAGUGCAUGCACCGGUCCAGCGCAUCCCGCUGGAGCUGUCGCUGCCGGAGUUCCGGAGCUUUGCUGCCCACAUCAAGCAGCUCGGUGGCCACUUCGACAUUCCGACCAACUAGGCGUGUUCGGCGUCCCCUGCCCGCCUCCCCGGCCUCCCUUCGGACCUGUGACCUUGUGCCACCGCCGACCAGCGUGUUUGAGCCCCCCGCUCCCCCCCCCCCCUCCCCUC